Olea europaea var. sylvestris is the source of this 1723-nucleotide messenger RNA. RefSeq lists its product as uncharacterized. Gene Ontology annotation, biological process: regulation of transcription by RNA polymerase II. The record is from RefSeq and is a predicted model, not a curated record. NCBI's taxonomy places the organism in Eukaryota, Viridiplantae, Streptophyta, Magnoliopsida, Lamiales, Oleaceae. The coding region runs from base 375 to 1430 and encodes 351 amino acids. Gene Ontology annotation, molecular function: transcription coactivator activity. Gene Ontology annotation, cellular component: SAGA complex. The transcript is spliced from 2 exons.
UCACUGCGGAUUCCCGCACACUUGUAAAAUUUACACACGUGCCUUUUGACUAAUCUAUGACUUGAGAAGGAGAACCUUCCAAACAUGCCCUAAUAACUUUCUCUAUCCUACUUUCUCUCUCUAACAACCCUGAACUUCGAUCACUUCUGGUCUCCGAAGGUUAAUAAUUUGCAAAAUUUAUUCAAUUGCUUCAAUAUUCAAACUGGGUUUGAUUAAUUGAAUGAGAAUUUAGUUGUCCAUUGUGUAACUGUGCUCAUCGAGGUUGACUUUUUGAUGGAAAUGGACAUGAAUUAGGGUUUGGGAUCGAGAAAAGAAGUAUCGAGUUUUUGGAGUUUUGUGGGUUUUCUUGUUUUCCCCAAUUACUUUGGAUUUUGAUGGUAGCUAUGAAUUCAGCACUCGAAAUGCCAGUAGAUCGGCAUUGUUUCCGAAUAGAUACUUCAAAGUUAAAGCUUCAGAUUGAGAGGAGGGUUGGCCGGCUGAAGUCAGAGAAAUAUUUUAAUCUGUUGAAUAGUUUUUUAAGUCUCAGACUUAGCAAAAGAGAGUUUGAUAAGCUAUGUAUUGAGUUGUUGGGGAGAGACAAUAUAUCUCUUCAUAAUGGGCUAAUUCGAGCAAUUCUCAAGAAUGCGAGUGUUGCCAAGACUCCUCCUAAACGCAGCAAAGUCCAACCUCCACCAAAUGUUAAAGUGCCGAAUGGGUAUCAAAGAAAUAGUCUUCAAUCGAUCUGUAGAGACACGUUUCCACAAUCUCCUAGGAAGGGGAGAACUCUGACCCCUCGAGAUCGCAAGUUCAAGGACAGUCCAAGCCCACUGGGGCCACUCGGGAAGGUUCAAGAGCAACAGAGUGCUACUGAGUUGCUAUCAUUGGGUAGCCGACCUCCUGUUGAGGUUACAUCUGUGGAGGAUGGUGAAGAGGUGGAACAAUGUGCAGGAAGCCCUGGAAUUUAUAGUAGAAGCCCUCUAAGAGCUCCUCUCGGCAUCUCUCUUAAUGCAGGAGGUACAAGGAAGGUAUUGCUUAAUGAACCACCACCUUAUGAGAACUGUUGUACAACUAGGGAUUUACCCGAUACCAGUUCUUUGAGGAAGAGGUUGGAACAGAAGUUUAAGACAGAGGGUUUGAAUGUCUCGACCGAUUGUGCAGGCUUGUUAAACAAUGGAUUGGAUGUGUUUUUGAAGAGAUUAAUAAAACCGUGCCUAGAUUUAUCUGCUUCGAGGUCUGAACACCAGCUGCAAGAUAAAGUUCACCAUCAGGAUAUAUCUGUUAGAAAUAAGAUGGGGUCCACAUAUAUAAAGAAGCCACCUAGAUCAUUUUCUGUGUCAAUGCCAGAUUUUCAAGUUGCGAUGGAGUCGAAUCCCCGGAUACUUGGAGAAGAUUGGCCAGUCAAACUUGAGAAUGUUUCCUUUCGUGCUUCAGAUUAUUACAUGGCAGAAUAGUCUGCCAUACUUGUUAUUGUGACACUAGUAGCUGUUCUAACAGUGCUGUUGACGGAGUUCAUAAGAACAAUACGUGGUUUGAAGCUACGGAAUUUUUUGGAGGAAGUUGAUUAGGUUGUAUAUACAUCACAAAGCUGAUUUUUCUAAAGUGUGACGUCUUACCUCAAAGUAAAAGGAUAUGGAUACUAGUAAGAUUGUAGUGAUGACAUAUAGUCCGAUAGCUUUCUUUUGAUAAUAUAAUAUCUUGUUAUCUCAUUGACCUUUAUUUGUUAAUAAAUAUUAUUUUUUCUUGU